This is a messenger RNA of Nanorana parkeri, 488 nucleotides long. RefSeq names its product KIAA0101 ortholog (gene PCLAF). The coding region runs from base 49 to 408 and encodes 119 amino acids. Lineage: Eukaryota; Metazoa; Chordata; Amphibia; Anura; Dicroglossidae. Gene Ontology annotation, cellular component: nucleus. Gene Ontology annotation, molecular function: chromatin binding. The record is from RefSeq and is a predicted model, not a curated record. Gene Ontology annotation, biological process: translesion synthesis; regulation of cell cycle. The transcript is spliced from 4 exons.
GAUAUAGGCGGGCAGACCGUCUUGUGGUACUGGGCUGGUGAGGAGAACAUGGUGCGCACCAAGGCUGACAGCGCGGGAACGUCCACUGGCAGCUACAGGAAAGCUGUUGCUGCUAGAGCACCACGAAAGUCUUUUGGUGCAAGCUCUUCUUCCUCAAAUCAUACAACAUCACCAACUGGGAAAAAGUCUGAUGGCAAGUAUGCUGGAGGCAACCCUGUAUGUGUCCGACCAACGCCAAAAUGGCAAAAAGGUAUAGGAGAUUUCUUUGGCUCUCCAUCUACUGGCAGUAUAGAAAAAGAGAACUGUGUGCCUUCUGACGAUGAUGGUGAAGAAGCAGGAGGCAGUGGCGUUGGUAAAGCACCACGGAAAGCACGUCCCUUGAUUGACGAUGGUUCAGAUGAAGACUGAAUGCUGGUUUUAUUAGUUGCCUGUAUAUUUGUAAAUAAAAUGUUGUUUGUACAGUUUCUCUUAUUUGCUUUUACACUGGC